Molecule: messenger RNA, 2443 nt
Organism: Callorhinus ursinus (northern fur seal)
Lineage: Eukaryota; Metazoa; Chordata; Mammalia; Carnivora; Otariidae
Source: RefSeq, a predicted model, not a curated record
CACGCAGGCAACUCAUAUUUCAAAUUAUAACCUAGUUCCUGCACCACUGCUGGCGACCCGUGACCCAUGUCAGAAGUACUUCCAGCUGACUCGGGUGUAGACACUGUGGCAGGGUUUAUGGCCAGCAGCGGAGCCACAGACAUCACAAAUCGAAACAGCCCGGCCACACCACCAAAUACCCUUCAUCUCCGUUCCUCCCACAAUGAACUGUUGAAUGCAGAGAUAAAACACACCGAAACCAAGAACAGCACGCCCCCCAAAUGCAGGAAAAAAUAUGCACUAACUAACAUCCAGGUGGCGAUGGGCCUCUCCGAUCCAGCUGCACAGCCCCUGCUGGGAAACGGCUCUGCCAACAUCAAGCUGGUGAAAAAUGGGGAGAACCAGCUCCGGAAAGCUGCAGAACAAGGACAGCAGGACCCCAACAAAAACGUCAGCCCCACAGCGGUCAUCAACAUAACUUCUGAGAAGUUAGAGGGCAAAGAACCCCACCCACAUGAUUCCUCAGGCUGUGAAAUUUUACCCUCCCAACCCCGGAGAACCAAGAGCUUCCUCAAUUACUAUGCAGACCUGGAAACCUCAGCCAGAGACCUAGAGCAAAACUCGGGCAACCAGCACGGGGCUGUGGAAGAGAAGUCCCAGCCGGGCCAGGGCCCGGCCUCCACCAUCAUUGGGAAUGGUGAGGUGCUGCCGCAGAAACCAAACAAAGCCCAGUUCAGCCCUGAAGAUGGUCAAGUGGCCACAGUGUCAUCCAGCCCAGAGACCAAGAAGGAUCAUCCUAAAACGGGGGCCAAAACCGAUUGCGCGCUACACCGGAUCCAGAACCUGGCACCGAGCGAUGAGGAGUCCAGCUGGACAACACUGUCCCAAGACAGCGCCUCACCCAGUUCCCCAGAUGAAACAGAUAUCUGGAGUGAUCACUCCUUUCAGACUGAUCCAGAUUUGCCGCCUGGCUGGAAGAGAAUCAACGACAUCGCUGGGACCUAUUAUUGGCACAUACCCACAGGGACGACUCAGUGGGAACGCCCCGUCUCCAUCCCAGCCGAUCUUCAUGGUUCUAGGAAAGGGUCACUUAGUUCUGUAACGCCAUCUCCCACCCCAGAGCACGAGGAUUUGCAUGCAGCCACAGUUAACCCGGACCCCAGUUUAAAAGAGUUUGAAGGAGCAACACUCCGCUAUGCAUCUUUGAAACUCAGAAAUGCCCCACGUGCUGAUGAUGAUGAUUCUUGUGGUAUCAAUAGUGACCCCGAAGCCAAGUGUUUUGCUGUGCGCUCUCUGGGAUGGGUGGAAAUGGCAGAGGAGGACCUCGCCCCUGGCAAAAGUAGCGUUGCAGUCAACAACUGUAUCAGGCAGCUUUCUUACUGCAAAAAUGACAUCCGGGACACAGUCGGCAUCUGGGGAGAGGGGAAAGACAUGUACCUUAUCCUGGAGAACGACACGCUCAGCCUGGUGGACCCCAUGGACCGCACCGUGCUCCACUCUCAGCCCAUCGCCAGCAUCCGAGUGUGGGGCGUGGGCCGCGACAAUGGCCGAGAUUUUGCUUAUGUAGCAAGAGACAAAGACACAAGAAUUUUGAAAUGUCAUGUGUUUCGAUGUGACACACCAGCAAAAGCCAUCGCCACAAGUCUCCACGAAAUCUGUUCCAAGAUUAUGGCCGAACGGAAGAAUGCCAAAGCCCUGGCCUGCAGCUCCUUACAGGAAAGAGCCAAUGUGAACCUCGACGUGCCCUUGCAAGUAGAUUUCCCGACACCAAAGACUGAGCUGGUGCAGAGGUUCCACGUGUGGUACUUGGGCAUGUUACCCGUCGACAAACCAGUUGGAAUGGAUACUCUGAACAAUGCCAUAGAAAAUCUUAUGACCUCAUCCAACAAGGAGGAUUGGCCGUCAGUGAACAUGAAUGUGGCCGAUGCUACUGUGACCGUCAUCAGUGAAAAGAAUGAAGAGGAAGUCUUGGUGGAGUGCCGUGUGCGAUUCCUGUCCUUCAUGGGCGUCGGGAAGGAUGUCCAUACGUUUGCCUUCAUCAUGGACACCGGGAACCAACGCUUCGAGUGCCAUGUUUUCUGGUGCGAGCCUAACGCGGGUAACGUGUCGGAGGCCGUGCAGGCCGCCUGCAUGUUACGAUACCAGAAGUGCUUGGUAGCCAGGCCGCCUUCCCAGAAAGUUCGACCACCUCCUCCGCCAGCAGACUCAGUGACCAGACGGGUCACAACCAAUGUAAAACGGGGGGUCUUAUCCCUCAUUGACACUUUGAAACAGAAACGCCCUGUCACAGAGACACCAUAGCUGCGUAUGUUAAAGGAUUCCGGACUACGUCCCUGAAGAUUGAAUAGCUACACUAAAGAAGAUGAACUGAUACCUGGCCUUCCAUUCAGUUGCUGAUGCUUUGUCUUCAGAGAAUUAAUCCUUAACCAAACAGUGUUAGACAAGCAUGUUCUCUCGUCUUGCC